Molecule: messenger RNA, 675 nt
Organism: Epithele typhae
Lineage: Eukaryota; Fungi; Basidiomycota; Agaricomycetes; Polyporales; Epitheliaceae
Product: ThiJ/PfpI
Exons: 5
Coding region: 1-675 (224 amino acids)
Source: RefSeq, a predicted model, not a curated record
AUGCCGAAGCGUAUCCUCUUUGUCUUCACCUCCGCCGAUAAGACCCUCACGGGAGCGCAGACGGGCUGGUACCUGCCCGAGGCCGCGCACCCCUACUACGUGCUCGCGCCCAAGUACGAGAUCGACUUCGCGGCGCCCAAGGGCGCGAACCCGCCCGUGGACGAGGGCAGCGUCCAGAUGUUCGCCGCCGACAAGGGCUUCCUCGAGGACCCCGCCGUGCGGCAGAAGCUCGCCGCCGCUCGGCCGCUCGCCGCCGUCUCCGCCGCGGACUACGACGCCGUCUUCUACCCCGGCGGCCACGGGCCCAUGCUCGACCUCGCGAGCGACCCGGUGAACGCGCAGCUCGCGUCCGAGUUCUUCCGCGCGGGCAAGGUGACCGCGGCGGUGUGCCACGGGCCCGGCGCGCUCGUCGGCGCGACGGACGCGUCCGGUGCGCCGAUCGUCAAGGGCCGCACCGUGACCGGGUUCACGGACAAGGAGGAGGAGCUCGUGGGCAAGGUCAAGGACGUGCCUUUCCUGCUCGAGAGCCGCCUCGUCGCGCUCGGCGGAAAGUUCGAGAAGGCGGCGGAGCCGUGGCAGCCUGCGGUGCGAGUCGACGGGAUUUUGAUUACGGGCCAGAACCCGGCGUCGUCGAAGGGCGUCGGGGAGGCGAUUGACAAGGCGUUGUCUGCUUGA